CGUCUUGUUUACAGAACCUGCCCGAGUUUCAGGUGAACGCAAUCUCUCUCCUCUUUUUCUCUUCCCCCUAUGGUCUCUCCAGUCCUUUAGCAUCAGUGCUUUAGCAUCUAGGGUUUUUGACACUUCGAUCAAUGCAGCUUCAGCAGCGUCACACUACAGGUGGAUUUUGGACUGUCUGCUCUCAAGAUUUACUUUUCUCCCAGACUUGAGAAAAGAUUGAGGGGCCAUUGUUUGGGUGCAAUAUAGGAUGGACCUGACGUUGCUGAGUGCCAUUCUAGUUGGAGCAGGUUGCCUUGCUUUGGGAUACUACAUUGGUGCACGAUGUCCUGCUCGCAUUUUUAUCUCAGCAAGAUUACCUAAAGACAUUGCAGUUGAUGGUAAUGGGAAGAAGAAUGAUAAGCCCAAAGAGGCCCUUGAGAUUGAAAAGCUGGCUGACAUUCUUGAAGAUUUCAAAAUGGUUUUGGUUGUGAGGAAUGAUCUAAAGAUGGGUAAAGGGAAAAUUGCUGCCCAAUGCAGUCAUGCAACUUUGGGUCUCUAUAAAAAGCUUCUUCGUCGGGCACCAAAAGCUUUAAACAGGUGGGAGAUGUGUGCGCAGCCUAAGGUGGUUGUAAAAAUUGAAAGUGAGGAAGAUAUGCUAGUUUUGCAAGAGCGGGCAAAAUCGCUAAAUAUACCAACCCACAUUACAAUUGAUGCAGGGAGAACGCAGAUUGCACCAAAUUCGAGGACAGUGAUGGCUAUUCUUGUAUGCUCCCAUGCUUCUGUCUGUCUCCUUGGUCUUCAUUAUUCCUGCAGCUCUCCAACUUUCCAGGGGAACCCACAACCACAGCCGUCCGAUCAUCUUUCAUUCUCGACGGAAAUGUGUAGCGGAGAGUGUUGGAUGUCGGUGGUAGGAAGACGGCGAAGAAUGUGGGACGUUGAGCUAGAAGUGAUGUUGUUGUUGGGGUUAUUGGUUAUGGCACAAAUACAAGAGUCUGUGCAGCUGAGGUGUAGUCAUCCAAUGCAUGGGGUUGUGGACAGGAUCAAUGAGAAUGCAGGGCCUUAUAUUGGGCUUGUCAUGACUUUCCCUACCGAAGAACUCGUGCUUCAAACCUCUGGUUUCUUUGUUCCCAGCUCCUAUAUCCCCUGGGUUGACCUCGCUGGAAGGAGGUUCAACAUUGGGAAGAUUAAUGGUACAGAUGUAAUUUAUGUGAUGACUGGAGAGCAAACGCUAAAUGCAGGUAUAGCUGUGCAAACCCUUCUUGAUACAUUUGAUAUUCAAGGAAUUGUUCACUAUGGAAUAGCUGGAAGUACUAAUGAUUCAUUGAACAUUGGUGAUGUUAGUGUCCCAAAUUAUGUUGCCUUCACAGGAUCUUGGAAAUGGAAGGAGUUCAAGUCAGCAGAAGGGGGACUCACAGAAUUGAAGUUUGGGGCUUUCAAUUUCCCGGAAAAGGGAGAGAAUUUGUUGGCAAAGAUAGACUUCACACCGCAGCAAUUGUUCUCUGCAGCAAAACCAAUGGAAGAGGUCUUUUGGCUUCCAAUAGAACCAAAAUUUUUCAACAUUGCUACAACACUUCAGGAUUUAAAGCUACAACAGUGUCUCAAUGAGACAUAUUGCCUUCCUGAAACACCAAAAGUUGUGUAUGGAUUGAGAGGUUCUACUGCUGAUAUAUACCUUGACAAUGCAGCUUAUAGAAAAUUUCUUUUCAAAGAAUUUAAUGUCUCCACUGCUGAUGAAGAGAGUGCUGCUAUUGUGAUGACAUCUCUAUCAAAUGGAGUGCCUUGUAUUGUGUUUCGAGGUGUAUCGGACUUGGCGGGUGGAGAGGAAAAAUUGUCUGUAACAAGCCUGACUUCUUUGGCUGCUAUGAAUGCUCUCACUGUUGCGGUUGAGUUUAUUGGAUUAUCUGGUAAGGAAGCUGUAAUUCAUGACCACUGAAAGUGGACAACCUUAGAUGGUAGAUGAAGGUUGCCAUAAUGUAAAAAUUGAAUUUUGUUAGAGAAAAUUUCCUAAAUAAGGAUUCAACU
Corylus avellana is the source of this 2001-nucleotide messenger RNA. Lineage: Eukaryota; Viridiplantae; Streptophyta; Magnoliopsida; Fagales; Betulaceae. The record is from RefSeq and is a predicted model, not a curated record.